This is a messenger RNA of Amphimedon queenslandica, 1162 nucleotides long. RefSeq names its product protein arginine N-methyltransferase 1-like. The transcript has 10 exons. The record is from RefSeq and is a predicted model, not a curated record. Lineage: Eukaryota; Metazoa; Porifera; Demospongiae; Haplosclerida; Niphatidae. Gene Ontology annotation, biological process: chromatin remodeling; peptidyl-arginine methylation, to asymmetrical-dimethyl arginine. Gene Ontology annotation, cellular component: nucleus. Bases 43 to 1158 code for a protein of 371 amino acids. Gene Ontology annotation, molecular function: histone methyltransferase activity; protein-arginine omega-N monomethyltransferase activity; protein-arginine omega-N asymmetric methyltransferase activity.
ACGUGUGUAGGCGUGGCUCGUUUAUGGGUGGAGCUAGGACACAUGGCAGCAAUGAGUGAUAGAAUUCAGAUUGUAGAACCAGAAGCAAAGAAGCCAAAGACAUCUUCAGAGCUAUCAAGCCUAUCCAGUGACAUGGAGGAAGAGAAGAGAGAGGUGGGCGGGGCUGAAUGUGAUGGAGACUUAACAAGCAAGGACUACUACUUUGACUCUUAUUCGCAUUUUGGCAUACACGAGGAAAUGUUAAAGGAUGAGAUUCGUACUUUAACGUACCGGAAUGCAAUGUAUCACAACAGACACUUGUUUAAAGGGAAGGUGAUUCUUGAUGUGGGGUGUGGCACUGGAAUACUGAGCAUGUUUGCUGUACGGGCAGGAGCUAAGCACGUUUAUGGAGUGGAUUGUUCUAAUAUUAUUAAUCAAGCUCGUGAUAUUAUUCGUGACAAUGGGAUGACCGAUCGGGUUACAUUGAUAAAAGGGAAAAUGGAAGAGAUCGAGUUACCAAUCAAACAUGUUGAUGUAAUCGUGUCAGAAUGGAUGGGAUACUGCCUCUUUUAUGAGAGCAUGUUAGACACUGUUAUAUUCGCUAGGGACAAGUUCCUGAAACCUGGUGGAUUAUUGUUUCCUGAUAGAGCAUCACUUUAUGUGACUGCCAUUGAAGACAGGAAGUAUAAAGAUGAUAAGAUAUACUGGUGGGAGUCAGUUUAUGGUUUUAACAUGAGCAGCAUCAGGGACAUUGCACUGAAGGAGCCAUUGGUUGAUGUAGUGGACAAUAGACAGGUUUGCUGUGAUCACUGUCUUGUGAAAGAGAUUGAUCUUAAUACAGUCAAAUCUGAAGAUUUAUCAUUUUCAUCUCCGUACAUAUUGACAGCAACCCAUAACGAUUAUCUUGAUGCUCUGGUAGCCUAUUUUACUGUGGACUUCACCAAAUGUCACAAACGUACCACCAUUACCACCUCCCCUGCCGCUCGCUAUACUCACUGGAAGCAGACUGUGUUUUAUAUUGAGGACUGUCUCACUGUUAAAAUGGGAGAGCAAUUGUCUGGUACAAUUACUGUCGGAAAGAAUCCCAAAAAUAAGCGUGAUCUUGAUUUUGUGAUCACUUUUGAUUUUGACGGUGAGUUAAUGGAAUACCACAAGAGGCAAGACUACCACAUGAGAUGAGGAA